Suillus clintonianus is the source of this 729-nucleotide messenger RNA. RefSeq lists its product as uncharacterized. The record is from RefSeq and is a predicted model, not a curated record. NCBI's taxonomy places the organism in Eukaryota, Fungi, Basidiomycota, Agaricomycetes, Boletales, Suillaceae. The transcript is spliced from 6 exons. The coding region runs from base 1 to 729 and encodes 242 amino acids.
AUGUCGACAAACAGAACGGAUCCUGUCGGACGACAGAUGACUCAACUGAGAAAUUCGUGUCACAAAGGCAUGUCGGCGAUAAAAGAAAACGAGACGAAAGGCGCACUGCUCACCAAAUUACGAGGUACCCUCAGAACACUUGAAGGGUUUAGGGCGGUUGCGAGUAUCUAUACAGUCCAGCACCAGACGCGAUCAGAUGUGUUAUCGGGCUUGCGAGUGACAUCGCUAUGGAUAUCCAGAUGGAGGUUUCGGAGAGGUGGAGACCUGCAAGCAAAGCCAGAAACAAUCGGCGCUUCUGAGAAAGUCAGCAUUGCGCUCAAAACCAACUUCAUGCUUACCUACAAAGCCGGAACAGAUCGUGAGGAGUCAGCCCCACUUAAGAAUUCGUUAGAGAGUCCUGGAGUCCCCAAAAAAAACCGAAGUCGUGUCACUCAUCCACCCCCCUCUCUAACUCCCGUCUCCAUUGAACUAGCACUGCCGCCACCUGCGGAGUCGCCGCACAAGCCCGGGGCUGGGAAAAAAAAAGCACACAACGGAUGGGUGCAGCUGGUACAGGUCGCUGAAAGGCACGACGACGACUUGCCUUUUUCGAACCACGAUUUUUUGGCACACGUUACGGGCUGGGGCAUCGAUGGCCGACGGCAGACCUCGGCAGACUCGGAUUCGGAACUUCCCGUACUAACACUGAAUCUUAGGAAACGCGCAUCCGACUCGAAACUCGAGUCAUAA